Impatiens glandulifera is the source of this 2779-nucleotide messenger RNA. Its product is annotated as putative pentatricopeptide repeat-containing protein At5g08310, mitochondrial. The transcript has a single exon. Gene Ontology annotation, molecular function: protein binding. NCBI's taxonomy places the organism in Eukaryota, Viridiplantae, Streptophyta, Magnoliopsida, Ericales, Balsaminaceae. Bases 94 to 2589 code for a protein of 831 amino acids. The record is from RefSeq and is a predicted model, not a curated record.
CGAACAACUUACCCGGGCCACAUUGGGAGGGUGGAAGUCUGGUUACAUUUUCUCUGUUUUAUCCUGAUACUACUAGCGUUAUUGAAAUCAAGAAUGCAUCUUCUGUUCAAAUCAAUGGAAGCAACGUGCCAGUGGCGGCUAUUUGAAAUCUAUUCCCGCCCAAACCAACCCAGCAGCUUGUUCAUGAAGAGGUUCCUUUGUAUGGCGACCAACAAUAGCAACACCUAUAACCCCGGACUUGCUCAAAACCACCGUCAGCUCAUCGAUGGCCUUCUUCACUCCUUGAAUAACCGUCCUUUUCGCUCGGACAGCUCAGAGUUGAGGGACUUCACUCCGUUCCUUACAACUCGUAUUGUUGAGACCGUUUUGAAAGGUCUAAACAACUGGCGAACAGCGCAUAUGUUCUUCACUUGGGCUUCGGAUCAAUCUGGGUAUAGACAUAAUUGUUACGCGUACAAUGCUAUGGCUUCUAUUCUAGCCCGUGCUCGAGAAGAUUCCGCUCUCAGACUUCUGGCCGCAGAAGUGGUGACUUCUCGGUGCUCCCUAACGCCUGGUGCUCUAGGGUUCCUUAUCAGGUGUUUGGGCAGCGAAGGACUGGUUAAAGAAGCCAAUGCAUUGUUUGAUCAAGUAAGAGAGGUAGGUCUUUGUGUUCCAAAUGUCUAUAGUUACAAUUGUUUACUUGAGACUUUUUCCAGUUCUAGUUCAGUAGAUUUUCUCGAGACAAGGUACAGGGAGAUGUGUAAUCUUGGGUAUAAACCCGACAAAUAUACUUUAACACCUGUUUUAAGAUGCUAUUGCAAUGCUGGUAAAUUUGACAAAGCUCUCCAAGUGUUGGACAUAAUUAAACAGCAAGGUUGGCUUGAUUCCCAUGUCUUAUCAAUCUUAGUUGUCAAUUUUAGCAAAUGCGCUGAGUUUGAUAAAGUUGUUGAUUUUAUUGAGAAAAUGGACGGUUCUGGUAUAACUUUGAACGGGAAGACAUUUUAUGUAUUGAUACAUGGGUUUGUAAAGGAGUCUAAAUUGGAUAAUGCACUAGAGGUGUUUGAUAAAAUGAAAAAGCUUGGUUUUACCCCAGAUUUUUCUAUUUAUGAUGUUUUGAUAGGAGGGCUAUGCAAAAACAAAGAGACUGAGAAGAAAGCUUUACAUUUGUUCACCGAAAUGAUCGAAUUGGGAAUCAAUCCCAACGCUAAACUUCUUCAAAAGCUCAUAUCUAGUUUGCCCGGUGAAAAUGAAAUUUUGCACUUCUUUUACGAAUUGCGUGGAAGUCUGAGUUCUGAAUUAGUCAGAAUUUCACUCUACAAUGCUGUUCUAGACGGGCUUGUAAACAUUGGUUCUAUUGAAAAAGCAUAUUCUCUGCUUAUGACGAUAAUGGGGGAGGAAAAGCCAGAUUCUACUUCAUUUGCAAUAGUCAUAAAUGGUCUAUGUUGUGCCUGUAAAUUGGAUGUUGCCUUGGAUUUGUUACGUAAAAUGGGCCCAUUUAAUUGUAAGCCUGAUUUAUUGCUCUACAAUAAUUUGAUUGAUAGCUUGUGCAAUUCAAAUAGAAUAGACGAGUGCUACAAUCUUUUGUCUGAAAUGAAGGAAUUUGGACUUCAACCGUCUCAAUUCACAUACAACUCCAUAUUCGGUUACUUUUGUAAGGCGGAAGAUGUUGAAUCGGCUUAUAACAUUUUAAAAGAGAUGCGUUUAAACAGACACGAACCAUGGAUAAAGCAUUACUCACUUCUCGUGAAAAAGCUUUGUGAACGUGGAAAGGCAGUCGAGGCUUGUAGCUUUCUCGAUGGUAUGGUUCGAGAAGGUCUUCUUCCGGACAUAAUCGCUUAUUCCUCAGCUAUCGAUGGAUUAUUCAAGAUCAAAGAACUCGAUCGCGCGUUAUUUCUAUUCGCAGACUUAAUCGCUCGUGGAUAUUGCCCCGACGUUGUCGCCCACAAUAUUGUAAUCAAUGGACUUUGCAAAGACAAACGGGUCUCAGAAGCCCAAGAUGUUUUGAGUGACAUGGUGGGUAGAGGGUUAGUUCCUUCUAUUAUAACCUAUAACCAACUUAUCGACGGUUGGUGUAAAACAGGCGAUAUUGAAAAAGCUAUGGCUUGUAUCACUCGAAUGGUGAGAGACGAGUGUGAGCCUAAUGUUGUUACAUAUACGACCAUGAUAGAUGGGUUGUGCAAUGCUGGAAGGCCUGAGAAUGCUUUAGAUUUUUGGAACGAGAUGUUGAUGAAAAGGUAUUUUCCUAAUAGAAUUUCUUAUAUGGUUCUUAUUCAUAGUCUUUGUAAGUGUUCUAGGCCGGAUACAGCUCUUGUUUAUCUUUAUGAAAUGGAAGAGAAGGGAAUGAGACCCGACUCGUUUGUUUAUGUGGCGAUCAUCGAUGCUUUUGUUUCUAGUAAGAACAGUUUGUUGGCUUUGGACAUGCUAGAAAGGAUGUCUGAGAGACAGAUGUUCCCUGAAACUGUUGAUAAGAACCACUCGGUUCUGAGAGCUGCUAUAAUUGAACUAUCUGGAGAUGUCAAGGUUUUGUCGAAGAUUAAGAUAUUGUUUGCUGAGGGCCGAAUUCCAAUUACGUUGAAUUAUAGUAAUGCUGAUACUGAGGAUGCGGAAUAAACAGGAAACUGAGUUGCUCGACCUUGGAUGAAUUCGAUCAUCAAUGGUAUGUGCCAUUAUUUCGUAUGUUAUUUGCUUAUUUGGUAGUGCAUGUUUUAUAUGUUAGAAUAGUAUCAGAAAGUUUCAUUAUCCCUUUAUUGGAUGAUAUUAGUACAGUUUGGUUUUAUGGAGGAUGAGAAGUUCGGUUUCA